CAGGGGAGAGGAUUGUUUUUUUGCUCUGUUUCUGCUUUUUCUAUAAUACGCAAUUAGUUGGCUUUCUCACUUUGGCUCUUCCCACUUCCCAAUCGCUACAAAAGAACCCAUUUUUUUUUCUGCUGUUUUUCUAUUAUUUGUUUCACAGAGAUAAGAUACAAAGAGAGCACUGAGUCAACUCGGUCCUCUCUUUCUUACUCUGUUUCUGCUCUUUCUUCUUUAACUGGAUAUAGGAUCCCGAUCUUUUAUAGGCUUCGUUUACCAUUCGGCUUUUCAAGUUAUUGUAGCUCUUCAACUUUUGUUGGGGGUGGGAAUUCCUCCUUACGCAUCAGUUUUUUGUUGCCUUUUUCUUCAAUACUUUAGUCUUCAUUUUGGUUUGAAUUACCCCUCGUUUCUUUUGUCUCUGGGAAAUUUUGCGUUCCUUGAAUUUUCCCCCUCAUUGUACAACUGUUCCCACAGUUUCUAAACAAGUACAUUUUCGAAUUCGAACUUUUUUUGGGGGGUUUCUCUUGUUUUUCCAUAUGGGGUUUUGAGAUAAGUCGAUUUGUCGUGGGUUUUUUGAGGGGAAUAAUGAGUUCGAAGAGGCAGAAAGGGUCAGGUGAUUCGGAUGAGUCGAAUCGGGUUGGUUCAAUUUUUCCAGAUGAGGUAUUGGAAAGAGUUUUGAGUUUGGUGAAGUCCCACAAAGAUAGAAGUUCUGUAUCUUUGGUUUGUAAAGAUUGGUUCAACGCCGAGCGGUGGUCUCGAACCCACGUUUUCAUUGGGAAUUGUUACUCUGUUUCGCCGGAAAUUGUAAUCCGACGGUUCCCAAACAUUCGGAGUGUGACGCUGAAAGGGAAACCUAGGUUUUCAGAUUUCAAUUUGGUGCCUCCGAAUUGGGGAGCUGAUAUUCAUUCAUGGCUUGUUGCUUUCGCUUCAAAAUACCCAAAUCUCGAAGAAUUGAGGCUCAAGAGAAUGACCGUAACUGACGAAAGCUUGGAGUUUUUGAGUCGUUCUUUCCCAAAUUUCAAAGCCCUUUCAAUGAUGAGCUGCGAUGGUUUUAGCACCGAUGGCCUAGCCGCCAUUGCCACUCACUGCAAGAACUUGACGGAGCUUGACAUACUUGAGAACGACAUUAAUGACAAAAGUGGACAUUGGCUGAGUUGCUUCCCAGAUACCUUGAAAUCUCUGGAAGUACUCAACUUUUCAAGUUUGAACAGCGAUAUCAGUUUUGAGGCCCUUGAGAAGCUGGUAAGAAGGUGCAAAUCACUGAAGGUUUUGAAGGUUAAUAGGAAUAUAAACUUGGAACAAUUGCAGAGGCUACUUGUUCACACUCCUCAGCUAACGGAGUUAGGCACAGGGUCUUUUUCACAAGAGAUCACUCUUCGGCAGUAUUGUGACCUCGAAGAUGCUUUCAAAAGUUGCAAGAAUCUGCGUACUCUCUCUGGUUUGUUGGAGUCGACAGUGUUGUAUCUCCAAGUUCUUUUUCCUGCCUGUGCAAAUUUAACUUUCUUGAAUCUGAGUUACUCUAUUCUACACGGUGGUGAACUUGCUGGACUUCUUUCCCACUGCCCCGUUCUUCGCCGCCUUUGGGUUUUAGACACAGUGGAAGACAAAGGCCUGAAGGCUGUUGGAUUGAGCUGCCCCUUGCUGGAGGAACUCCGUGUAUUUCCAGCAGAUCCCUUUGCCGACAAUUUAGUCCAUGGUGUAACUGAGUCCGGGUUUCUUGCUGUGUCUUAUGGCUGUCGUAAACUCCAUUACGUUCUCUACUUUUGCCGCCAGAUGACGAAUGAGGCUGUGGCCACCAUUGUGCAGAACUGCCCAGAUUUCACCCAUUUUCGUCUCUGCAUUAUGAAUCCCCACCAACCAGAUUAUCUUACAGAGCAAUCAAUGGAUGAGGCCUUUGGUGCGGUGGUGAAAACUUGCUCUAAGCUGCGUAGACUCGCCAUUUCGGGCUUGCUAACAGACUUAACAUUUGAAUAUAUCGGGAAAUAUGCAAAAAACUUGGAAACUCUUUCAGUGGCUUUUGCUGGAAGCAGUGACUGGGGAAUGCAGUGUGUUAUGAGUGGUUGUCCAAAGCUGAGGAAGUUGGAGAUCAGAGACAGCCCAUUUGGAAAUGCAGCUUUGCUUUCUGGUUUGGAGAGGUAUGAAUCCAUGAGAUCACUAUGGAUGUCGGCCUGUAAGGUGACAAUGAACGGGUGUCGAGUUUUGGCGAAGCAGGUGCCGAGGUUGAACAUUGAGGUCAUUAAGGAUGGUGGGAGUGAUGAAUGUGAAGCUGAAAGUGUAUAUGUAUACCGCUCUGUUGCAGGUCCACGAAGAGACGCCCCGCCUUUCGUUCUCACCCUCUAAUCCUUAGGUGAAUGUAGCGCUAACUGGGGCACCAUAUCCAUGUGAUGGGAAGAAAGAUGAAAAAAAAAAGAUGGAGAGUUGCAGAAGUUUGUAAAGAGAAGGCCUCUUCACUUUAAAGACUUGUGCAGACAAUUAUCGAAAUGGGUUCGACAAUAAAGCUUUUAAAGAGAGUGAUCUCGGGUGCAGACGACGACGAGGCUAAUUGCAGUUGAGUUCUACUCAAAGCACAGCCUAAAGAAGUGUGGAAACUAGAACAUGGGAAGAUAAAAGAAUCUGAAAUGGAUUGAGAUGAGAGACGGUCAAAAUGUGAUGGUCUUUUCUUGGUUGGAGAAUUUGGAGAAAGCCAAGAAAGAUGUUGGAAGCGCAGGCUGUUCUGUUCCCAUGAAAAGGGCAAAACUCAAAAGCCCAUCUGGUUUCCGAGUAAUGAUUAUUGUCCAGGUUUAGAAGUUGGAAUAAUUGAAUUUCACAAGCCUUUUCUUUUCUUUUUUCUUUUUAAAUGCUAUUCCGACAGAUCGGUUUGUCUCAAUUGGGUUGGGAAAAAAAAGAAAAGUUAGCAAGUUAAAAUGGAUAAUGUUUUCAUCAUUUCGGGAAAAACGACAUGUAGUUGAUUUAUAGUUCAAAUCUCUUGCCAACCCAAAUUGAUGAAUGCCCCAAAACAACCAAAGAAUUUCUAUUUUUGUUUGGUUAUAAUACAAUGUUAUUUA
Molecule: messenger RNA, 3029 nt
Organism: Benincasa hispida (wax gourd)
Lineage: Eukaryota; Viridiplantae; Streptophyta; Magnoliopsida; Cucurbitales; Cucurbitaceae
Product: protein TRANSPORT INHIBITOR RESPONSE 1-like
Source: RefSeq, a predicted model, not a curated record